Messenger RNA from Phialemonium atrogriseum, 2469 nucleotides. RefSeq lists its product as uncharacterized. Gene Ontology annotation, biological process: carbohydrate transport; transmembrane transport. The record is from RefSeq and is a predicted model, not a curated record. The transcript has 8 exons. NCBI's taxonomy places the organism in Eukaryota, Fungi, Ascomycota, Sordariomycetes, Cephalothecales, Cephalothecaceae. Gene Ontology annotation, molecular function: nucleotide binding; carbohydrate:proton symporter activity. Gene Ontology annotation, cellular component: membrane. Bases 1 to 2469 code for a protein of 822 amino acids.
AUGCCAGUCGGGGUUGCCUUGGUCGGAGGAGGCAUUUGGGCUAGAGAGGAACAUGCGCCGUCUAUAGAAGCUGCCGAACACCUUGUCUUGAAGGCUAUUUACUCGCGGACCCUCAAAUCGGCUCAGUCAGCCGCCGACGUCGUGGCUGGUCCAGUGGACUUGUACGCCGAAGAGACCCCGAAUGGAUUCGCGGAGCUCCUGAAACGAACUGACAUCGCUGCUGUCGUCGUGUCGCUACCUAUCAAGGACCAGGGGAAAUACAUCCGUUCCGCUCUCUUGGCCGGAAAACAUGUUCUUUCCGAGAAACCCGUGGCCGAGAACGUCAAAGAGGCCGAGGAGCUGAUCAGGUGGUAUCGUUCCGAGAUCAAAGGCCCUACUUGGUGUAUUGCAGAAAACUGGCGUUUCCUGGAAAGCUACAGAUAUGCGCGUGACGAAAUUAAAGGGCUGGGAAGAAUCCUCGGGUUUCAGGGGCGACAGCAGGGUCUGGUCGUGAAAACGGGCAAGUUCUACCAGACCGAGUGGCGUAAGAAUCCCACGCACCAAGGCGGCUAUCUCCUUGACGGCGGUGUGCAUUACAUCGCGGGCAUCCGCCAGCUUCUAGGCGCAGAGUCUGGCACCCGGAUUGCCCGGAUUUCCGCCUUCACAAACCAGCUCCAAGACUACCUGCCGCCCGUCGACAGCGCCGAUGCGGUCAUGCGUACGAAAUCCGGCGUCACGGGCACUUUCCAACUCUCCGUGGGCACCAGCCUGCGUGCGGACGAGUGGACCGUCGCUUGCGAGGAUGGCUGGGUCAAGGUUGAAGGCUCACAAGUCACCGUUUCCCGAGACGGCAAGGAGACGGUCAAGACUGUCCCGAACGAGAGAACCGGAGUCCCACCCGAGGUCCGCGCCUGGGGAGAGGCUUUGGCGGCUGGGACGGUGCGGCCGGAGCAAGAGCCGGAGGCUGCUCUUGCGGAUCUUGAGCUGAUGUUGGGAUCCUUCAAAUUCGAUUGGAAACCCCAUAAGUGGGCGAUGCUGUUCUGCGGCAUCUCUGCCAUCGGUGCACUUUGCUAUGGAUACGACAACACCUACUACAACGGCGUCCUGGCCAUGCAGGAGUUCAAAAACGACUACGGAACACACUACGAUGCGAACGGGAAACUCGCGUUGGGAUCCUCGUUUCAGUCCCUCACCGCGUCCUCCAUCUACAUCGGAGACUUGUUUGGGGCCAUGAUCGCAGCCCCUAUCAAUGAUCGAUGGGGCCGCAAAGCGACAUUCUGGUUUGCUUCGUUCUGCAUCCUCGUCGGAGGCAUCACGCAGGUUGCCGAUACCAUCCAUCACGAGGCCAUCGUCAGCGUGGGCCGCAUCCUGAUCGGCCUCGGCGUCGGCCAGUUCACCGUCACGUCUCUCCUGUAUAUCGGCGAGGUGGCACCGUCAGCGAUACGCGGACCGGCCCUCAUGAUGUUCCAGUUCUUGCAGUCGUGGUCCCAGCUCGUUGCCUCGGCGAUCAACCAGGGGACGCAGAACAUCCACAGUUCUCUGUCCUACAAAAUCCCCAUGGGCGGCCUUGUUGUGUUGCCUCUCCUCAUGUUCGCCUGCCUGCCCUUCACCCCGGAGAGCCCCGCCUGGUAUAUGUUCAAGAGCAGGCGGGAGGACGCUGAGAAGGCCCUUCGCACCAUCAACCGUGGCCAGCCUUCGUACGACCCUGCCGAAGACAUGGAGACGUUGGAAAUCGCCAAGCGUGUUGAGGACGAACGUGCUCAGUUCUCAUCUUGGAAGGCCCUGUACCAGGAUCCUAUUGAGCGGAGGAAGGUUAUUUUCUCGGCCGGCGCCAUGUUUUCGCAGCAAGUUUGUGGAAUUCUUUUCUUUUACGUCUAUGGGGUUGUCUUCGUUCAGGAGAUUGGUGUAGCGGACCCAUUUUUGGUCCAGCUCAUCGUCAACAUCGUCCAGAUCAUCGCAGUUGGCGCCUCGGUCGUCACGGGCAACAAGGUUCGACGCCGGGUAAAUCUCAUGGUCACGAACGGCAUGAUGCUGGUUGCAUUCGUCGUCAUCGGAGGCAUCGGCACGCAGUCGACUCUCACUACGGCAUCCCAAUACGUCAUUGUCGUCUGCUCGUUCGUCGUCGUCGUCGCCUUCAACUUUGGACUCGGCCCCCUUGCAUACACCAUCGCACGUGAAAUGGCGGUCGGCACAAACCAGAACAAGAUCAUGUCUUCUUCCAUCGUGAUCUUCUACUUCGUCACCUGGCUCGUGUCGUUCACGGCGCCGUACUUGUACUACGAUGCUGGGCUGGGUCCGAUGCUUGGUUUUGUCUACGCUGGUACUACAGCCCUCGCCAUUCUCUGGACGUGGUAUUGCGUGGGAGAGACGUCGGGCAGGACGAACUUGGAAGUUUCCCUCUUCUUCACGGAGCUUGCGCGGUCGAGAGGAACUUAUCACGUCUUGCAAGGCGUCCAAUUGAAGAAGGGCCGGAUCCAGGACAAUCCCUGA